Messenger RNA from Anopheles darlingi, 1810 nucleotides. RefSeq names its product aminoacylase-1A-like. The transcript is spliced from 4 exons. The record is from RefSeq and is a predicted model, not a curated record. Gene Ontology annotation, cellular component: cytoplasm. Gene Ontology annotation, biological process: amino acid metabolic process. NCBI's taxonomy places the organism in Eukaryota, Metazoa, Arthropoda, Insecta, Diptera, Culicidae. The coding region runs from base 417 to 1655 and encodes 412 amino acids. Gene Ontology annotation, molecular function: aminoacylase activity.
CUCAAAUUGGGCGAGAUAAAAACGGUCGUUUGGUCGGGCAGAGGGUAGAGCGAGACGCACUCUGUCGCCAUUGGACGGACGUUGUUAGAUAUGUUUGGUUGAUAAGAGUGGGUUGGCGAAGUCGCGUCGCGAUCACGAGCGGGCAACCAUGAGUCGAGCAAACGCAUAAAACCGACUGAUCAACCUGAUCCACCGCUACAGUCGGUCGCCGUAAGCGUAGCCGUGCGCAACAACAUUCAACAGACGACAUUUUACACUGCUACUACUGCUGCUGCUCGAUCAACGUCGAGGUCACUCUUACCAAAGGUCGUUCGCUUACGAUUGCGCUGUCGAUCCCAUACCCACCCCUCCGAUCCAACACCGGCGGAUCCCUAAUCAGAUUUGCAAUCAACCAGUGUGAGGCCAACUGUGCCAAAAUGUGUGAGGCCAGCAAGCGGAAGGUAGCGUGCGAGCGGCAGUAUCGGGAAUGGGAGGAGAACGAAGAGAUCCGAAUCUUCCGCGAGUAUCUGCGCAUCCCCACGGUUCACCCUAAUGUGAAUUAUGACGAAUGCGUGGAGUUUCUCAAACGCCAGGCGGCCUCUCUCGAGCUGCCGGUGCAGGUGAUCGAGGUGAACCCGCGCAAACCGAUCGUCGUGAUCACCUGGGAAGGCACGGAGCCGGAAGCUAAGUCGAUCAUAUUGAACUCGCACAUGGACGUGGUACCUGUGUACGCGGAGCAUUGGAACCGACCGCCGUUUGCGGCAGAGAUGGACGAAGAGGGUCGCAUCUAUGCCCGAGGUGCUCAGGAUAUGAAGUGCGUUGGGAUGCAGUUCCUCGCGGCCAUCCGCGCGUUGCAGCGCGAUGGCGUGCGGCUAAAGCGCACCCUACAUGCGACUUUCGUCCCGGAUGAGGAAAUUGGCGGCAAGCUUGGCAUGAUGGAGUGGGUCCACAAGGAGUCGUUCCGGCAACUGAAUGUCGGCUUCUCGAUCGACGAGGGCAUUGCCGGUGAGGGCGAGGAUUAUCCGCUGUUCUAUGGCGAGCGUAGCGUUUGGCACGUGUAUUUCAACAUUUCUGGUACGCCCGGGCAUGGUUCGCUACUGCUGAAAGGUACGGCGGGUCAGAAGGCACACUUUAUCAUCGAUAAGUUGAUGCGGUUCCGUGAGCAAGAGGUCAAGCGGCUGGAAAACAAUCCAGACUUCACGAUCGGCGACGUCACUACGGUCAAUUUGACUAUCAUGAAGGGAGGCGUGCAGGAGAACGUGGUACCGCCGGAGCUGACGGUAUGCUUUGAUAUUCGGCUGGCGGUGAACGUUAACCAUCUGGAGUUCGAAAACCAGCUGCUCGACUGGUGUCGGGAGGCCGGCGGUGGUAUUGAGCUCGAGUACGACCAGAAGUGCCCGUACGUGAAGCCAACCAAGCUGGACGACUCCAACAUCUACUGGGUCGCGUUUAAGCAGGCGCUUGACGAACUCGGCCUUAAGGUUAAGCCGCAGAUUUUCCCGGGGGGUACAGAUAGUCGGUACAUUCGUGGCAUUGGCAUUCCAGCCAUCGGAUUCUCGCCCAUGAACAACACGCCGGUACUGCUACACGAUCACGACGAGUUCCUCAAAGCGGACACUUACCUCGAAGGCAUUCGCAUUUAUCGCCAGAUCAUCACCAGGGUGGCGAACGCAUAACGCUCACGGUCCGUUCCCGAACCGCAAACCACAUCCCAUUCCUGCAUUUCCCAUCCCAUCGAGCCCAGUUAUCGAAAUGCCGCAAAGAUUUUGGUAGCAAGCGAUUCCGAAAUACAAAAAAAGGAAUUAAAAACCCAAGAUGUUUCUUUCGCACG